GGCAAAGGUGGAGCCUGUGCCUUCUCCGCAAUACUGGAAUAGGGGAAUUCUCACUCCUAAAUGCCCCCACAAUCAUCACAGCCCCAUUUGUUGCACUGACAUCCCCUGCAGACUCUUGUCUCUUUCUCUGUUUCUCUCUGCAUCCAUCCCUCUCACACCGAGGAUUCCGCUGUGCCUAUUGGCCAACUCUUCCUCUUUCUUCAUAUCAGCACAGGGCAAAAUGUCUUCCAAGCUGCCAGCAGGUAAACAGAAACCCACAUCCCCCUUUAGGAAGAGAGGAAGCCUGCAGUACGCUGCCAGCACAGAUCUGCGUGGUGGACGUCAUCUCUUAACGUUCCAGUAUUCCUUGCCUGGUAUCCCAGUGGCCAAGCACGGACCUGUAGACCUGCGGACCUCCAUGGAUGGCAAAUACAAAGAAAUUGCUGAGGAGCUGUUGUCGCGCAGUCUGGCUGAGAGCGAGAUGCGCAGUGCUCCGUAUGAGUUUCCCGAGGACAGUCCCAUCGAGCAACUGGAGGAGCGGAGGCAAAGACUCGAGAGACAGAUCAGCCAGGAUGUUAAGUAUGAGCCUGACAUUCUUCUCCGAGCCAAGCAAGACUUUUUGAAGACAGACAGUGCCACUGACCUUGAGUAUCUGAAGGAGCAGAGUGAAGCGCAACUGGAUCUGUAUCCAGAGCACGAGCUCAUACCAGAGAAGGAGUACCAGAGAGUCACCAUCUCUGGAGAAGAACAAUGUGGUGUUCCCUUCACAGACCUGUUGGAUGCUGCUAAGUGUGUGGUGAAGGCUCUGUUCAUCAGAGAGAAGUACAUGGCUCUGUCCAUGCAGAGCUUUUGCAGGACCACUGCUCGGUACUUGACGGAGCUUGGGGACAGGCCUCUCGACCCCAAUGCAUACCAGGAGAUGCCUGAAACCUCCGUAACUGCAGAGGCCCCAGUCCACCCAAAGACACACCCCUAUGAGGGCUUAGACCCAACCAGCAUGCCACCAGACAUGGGCUACAGCUGCAAGAUGAUAGACGGUGUUGUGCAUGUGUUUACUCAUAAGACCAAUAUGGAAAAAGCUACAGAGCUGGACCUACCCUACCCUGAUCUGCAAGAGUAUAUAGCUGACAUGAAUGUCAUGAUGGCCCUCAUCAUUAACGGACCAGUAAAAUCAUUUUGCUAUCGGAGGCUGCAGUACCUGAGCUCCAAGUUUCAGAUGCACAUCCUCUUGAAUGAAAUGAAGGAGUUGGCAGCUCAGAAGAAAGUCCCUCAUCGGGAUUUUUACAACAUACGCAAGGUGGACACACAUAUCCACGCUUCUUCCUGCAUGAAUCAGAAGCACCUUCUACGCUUCAUUAAGAGGGCCAUGAAGAAGUACCCUAAGGAGAUUGUACAUGUGGAGAAAGGCCGGGAACAGACACUUAUGGAGGUCUUUGAGAGUAUGAAUCUGACAGCUUUCGACCUCAGUGUGGACACACUAGACAUGCAUGCGGAUCGAAACACUUUCCAUCGCUUUGACAAAUUCAACUCCAAGUACAACCCAAUCGGAGAGUCCAUCCUCCGGGAGAUCUUUAUUAAAACAGACAACCAUAUUGAAGGGAAAUAUUUUGGACACAUUAUCAAGGAGGUGAUGGAGGAUCUUGAGGAAAGUAAAUAUCAGAACGUCGAGCUGCGUCUCUCCAUCUAUGGUCGUUCCAGGGAUGAGUGGGAUAAACUGGCACUGUGGGCCGUCAAGCACAGAGUCUACUCUGACAACGUGCGCUGGCUGGUCCAAGUGCCUCGUCUGUUUGAUGUCUAUCACACUAAGAAGCAGCUGAGUAAUUUCCAGGAGAUGUUGGAGAACAUCUUCAUGCCUCUGUUUGAAGUCACCAUCCAACCAAGUAGCCACCCAGAGCUGCAUGUCUUCCUGCAACAUGUGCUUGGGUUUGAUAGCGUGGAUGAUGAGUCCAAACCAGAGCACCACAUCUUUAACCUGGACAGUCCACUACCUGCCAGCUGGAUAGAGGAAGAUAAUCCACCUUAUUCGUACUAUCUCUAUUACACGUUCGUCAAUAUGACUGUGCUAAACCACCUGCGGAGGAGCAGGAACUUCAAUACAUUUGUGCUGAGGCCACACUGUGGUGAAGCAGGACCAAUUCAUCACCUGGUGUCUGGCUUCAUGCUCUCAGAGAACAUCUCCCAUGGCCUGCUGCUCAGGAAGGCUCCUGUGCUGCAGUAUCUGUAUUAUUUGGCUCAGAUCGGCAUUGCCAUGUCACCUCUCAGCAACAACAGCUUGUUCCUUAGCUACCAUCGCAACCCUCUGCCUGAAUAUCUAUCCAGAGGCCUAAUGGUCUCCUUAUCUACUGAUGACCCUCUGCAAUUUCACUUCACAAAAGAGCCCUUAAUGGAGGAGUACAGUAUAGCUGCUCAGGUGUGGAAGCUGAGUUCGUGUGAUAUGUGUGAGCUGGCAAGAAACAGUGUACUAAUGAGUGGCUUCUCCCAGAAGGUGAAGAGUAACUGGCUGGGCCCCAAUUACAUAAAAGAAGGCCAGGAAAGUAACGACAUCCGCCGAACGAACGUUCCCGACAUUCGUGUGGCGUACCGAUUUGAGACGCUGUGCGAAGAGCUCAAUCUGAUCACACAAGCUGUGAGGAGCGAGGAACUAGAGACCAUCGAGGAGGAGGCUCCAUGCAUGAGCACACUGCACAGUGCACAGUAGGGACAGGGCACGGUAGCCCUGAGUAGAGAGUCUGAAUGGGGCUGUUUGAGGAGACUGGUAGUCCAUCACAUCUGAGGUGAUGCUUAAGAGUGUUAAACUGAUGUAAAACAUACUACAUCAACACACACAAAAAAAAGAAAAGUGAAAAUUUAAACUUGUGCAUGCCCUUUUGAAUGUAAACUAGAUUACUGAACCUGUCUUCAGUACUGCCUGCAGAAACAUCAUUCCUGAAAGUUAUGCACCUCACACCGUCAACAGCCAGUAGCUUGCACCAAUGGUCACAGCUCCCAUCAGAUAUUACCCAAAAAAUAUGCCAUGGCCCCAGCAAGCAUGACAAACCAAUGCGCUGCUAUGUGUUGGUGUACUUUUGUGGUGUUGUUGUUGUUAUUGUUCAAGGCCUUAUUUAUAGCAUUAUCAAAAACUGGCCUGGAAUUUCCUGUGACACCUGACUGGGCUUCAUUAGAUCAUGGGCAUCAAACAUGGUGUAUUAGGGAUACUUUUAAUGGAAAAUCAAUGCCAUGAACAAUGGUUAUGUGUCAGAGCUGCUAUUCUACACAGUAUCUGAUCUUUUUUUUUUUUGUCAGUUAUAUUGAUCAUGUUGACUUGUACCUGGUACCUAUGUUAUUUACUGUUUUAUUAGUGCAUUUACCCAUUGGAACAAUAUUUUCUUUUAUACAUGUGUGUACUUGAAAAAUUGUACUAAAUUAUUUAUUGCAACUGAAAAAAAAGAAGUAAACUUUAUUUUCCUCUUCUGUGUUCUUCAUAUAAUAAUUAAUCAAGAGCAUUUCGGAUCUUCCAUUAUUCAGUAGUUCUUAAAGUAAUUUAAAGCAUAAAAGCAUACAUUACCUCUAAUAAUAAAUAUCUUACUAUUUAUUUUACACAAGGAAACUUGAACACUUCAAAACCAUAUGUUUUUCUUUCUGUUCAAGUUUCUAAAAAACAAAACAAAACAGGAUUCAGAAUUCACACUUGAUUUAUGUAGGUAUGUUUGUAAUAAAGUGCUUCCAAAAUCUUUUUGGAGAAGCUGAAUAAUCACAAAACAAACUCAUUAACCAGGUGUUCAGAUAUUAAUUAUUAUGCAACUCUCAAAUGAAUUUAAAUGAAAAUAUAUAUAUAUUUAUUAAAAGAUCAUCUGACAAAACCAAGGUCUACACUUUUAUCUUGCAAAAUUAAUAAUAACAUUAAAAGCUCUUUCAGCUGGUUGACCAUGGUCUCAAUUUCCAUUACCUUGCACAACAAAUUCUUCUUCAUGCCUCAAAACAGCAAUAAUACUGUGUACACAAACUAUCAUACAGAAAUUCACAAAAAAAAAAUACUCUGCUCUCAUGGAUAUCAAACAAUUGCAAACAAAACACAGGCUUAUCAAAAAAUAUAUAUAUUUGUUAAAUAUAGGUGUGCAACAAUUAUUGGCACCGUUUAAUCAAUACUUUGUGCUACCUCCUUUUGCCAAGAUAACAGCUCUGAGUCUUCUCCUAUAAUGACUGAUGAGGUUGGAGAAUACAUGGCAAGGGAUCUGAGACCAUUCCUCCAAGCAACUAACUUCUGCAAUUCUCCAGCUGUGAUCCUUGGAGAUGUUUUGGGCCACUCGAACCAUCCUCUUCACAGUGCAUUGAGACAAUAUAGACACACGUCCAAUUCCAGGUCGAACUUCUAAAUUAUUGCCCUGAUGGUGGAAAUGGGCAUUUUCAAUGCUUUUGCUAUUUUUUAUAGCCACUUUCCAUUUUGUGAAGCUCAAAAACCUUUUGCAUAACAGUUAUAUUCCUUGGUCAUAACCAGUGUUAUGAAUGACUAAG
Molecule: messenger RNA, 4470 nt
Organism: Ictalurus punctatus (channel catfish)
Lineage: Eukaryota; Metazoa; Chordata; Actinopteri; Siluriformes; Ictaluridae
Gene: ampd2b
Product: adenosine monophosphate deaminase 2b
Exons: 18
Coding region: 221-2677 (818 amino acids)
Biological process (GO): AMP metabolic process; IMP salvage
Cellular component (GO): cytosol
Molecular function (GO): AMP deaminase activity
Source: RefSeq, a predicted model, not a curated record